GAGCAAGGGCUGCAAGGCGGACGCAGAGCGCGCCCAGCCCAGUGCGCGGAGGAGCCGCGGGAGCUUAGGCCCUCCUUCCCCUGCCCUCUCCCCGCCUCGCCCCCACACACCCCUAAACCCCACCCCCAGCCGCCUGUGGGGCCUCUCCUAGGUAAAGCUACUCCAGGAAGUUUCUAUGAAAGCGUCUGAAACCCUAAGUUACCUUUGCCAGGAGAACUCGAGAAAAAAUCCUACACCCACUCAGGUGAGUUGCAGCCGAGAACUUUGGGCUCUGCUGGGAGGAGAAAGGGCAGUUGAGAAAAUCCUUGGACCUGGUGGCGUCGUCUCUUCCUCAUGGCUGCACCCAGCAGCCCUAGCAGUGACUGCUCCCGUGUCAUCGAUCACAGCCAUGUCCCGGAGUUUGAGGUGGCCACCUGGCUCAAAAUUACGCUCAUCCUGGUGUACCUGGUCAUCUUUGUGGUGGGCAUCCUGGGGAACAGUAUCACCAUUCGGGUCACCCAGGUGCUGCAGAAGAAAGGCUACUUGCAGAAGCAGGUGACGGACCACAUGGUGAGUUUGGCUUGCUCGGACAUCUUGGUGUUCCUCAUCGGCAUGCCCAUGGAGUUCUACAGCAUCAUCUGGAAACCCUGGACCACGCCCAGCUACUCCCUGUCCUGUAAGCUUUACACUUUCCUCUUCGAGGCCUGCAGCUACGCCACGCUGCUGCACGUGCUGACGCUCAGCUUCGAGCGCUACGUCGCCAUUUGUCAUCCCUUCCGGUAUAAGGCCGUGUCCGGACCCUGCCAGGUGAAGCUGCUGAUUGGCUUCGUCUGGAUCACCUCCGCCCUGGUGGCAUUGCCCUUGCUUUUUGCCAUGGGUACUGAGUACCCUUUGGUGAACGUGCCUAGCCACCGGAGUCUCGAUUGCAACCGCUCGCGGACCCGCCACCACGAGCACCCCGAGAACUCCAACAUGUCCAUCUGCACCAACCUCUCCACGCGCUGGACCGUGUUUCAGUCCAGCAUCUUCAGCGCCUUCGUCGUCUACCUGGUGGUGCUGGUGUCCGUAGCCUUCAUGUGCUGGAACAUGAUGCAGGUGCUCAUGAGCGGCAAGCCGGGCUCGCGCGACGAGAGCGGGAGGCAGCUGCAGCUGCGAAAGGCCGAGAGCCAGGAGAGCAGAACUGCCAGGAGGCAGACCAUCAUCUUCCUGAGGCUGAUAGUCGUGACCUUGGCCGUUUGCUGGAUGCCCAACCAGAUUCGGAGGAUCAUGGCUGCGGCCAAACCCAAGCACGACUGGACGCGGUCCUACUUCCGGGCGUACAUGACCCUCCUGCCCUUCUCGGACACGUUCUUCUACCUCAGCUCGGUGGUCAACCCGCUGCUGUACAACGUGUCGUCGCAGCAGUUCCGCAGGGCGUUCGCGCAGGUGCUGCGCUGCCGCCUGGCGCUGCCGCACGCCAACCAGGAGAGGCGGCUGCGCGCGCUCGCCGGCCCCGGCCCCGGCGCCCCCUCCGCCCGCCGCCCGCUGCUCUUCGCCUCCUCCCUGCGCCGGUCGCUGCGCGGCUCCUCCGCCAGGAGGCCCGACAGGGUUUUCUUAAGCACGUUCCAGAGCAAGGCCAAACCCGAGGCCAAGCCCCAGCAACCGGGCGUCGAUUCGCCAGAUCCCCGCUCGGAGACGAAACCGGCCCACUCUGCCCCAGAGAAGGGUUUUGGGGAGCAACAAGUUUGAAUGGGGAGUGAGGGGGCUUUGAGCGGGAACCGGCCCUCCCCGCACUAAAGCGGCGUGACCCCCACACAGCGGUCACAAAGGAAACUGUGCCCCCGCCAGGGACGCGAUGGAAGCUAGAGGCUUUGGGACAGGCGGCUGCCCACCUUAGUGACUUCUAAGGGCUGGUUCUGCCAGCCUGGCCUUGGCUCUGGUUACGCACAGCGGGGUGAACUUCCACUCUCUCCCCUUCCUUCGAGUGUACACGCUGGAAACUCAGUCAGACUGAAUUUAUUCAGAGCUUACAAAAAUGCUUUUACACGGAGCUCUUUCGUUAUUUGCAAAGGAACAAAAAGAGAACACACAUUCCCCACCCAGAAUAAAAGGACACCCAGAAGAACCUCGGGGAGGCGGGGGAGCAAGGGCCGCAAGAACAAUGCAGGAGGGGGCGGCAUCUCCUUCAGCUUCAGCACUGUGCCAAGAAG
Lemur catta (Ring-tailed lemur) is the source of this 2168-nucleotide messenger RNA. RefSeq names its product G protein-coupled receptor 39 (gene GPR39). Bases 334 to 1707 code for a protein of 457 amino acids. Lineage: Eukaryota; Metazoa; Chordata; Mammalia; Primates; Lemuridae. Gene Ontology annotation, biological process: G protein-coupled receptor signaling pathway. Gene Ontology annotation, molecular function: G protein-coupled receptor activity. Gene Ontology annotation, cellular component: membrane. The transcript is spliced from 2 exons. The record is from RefSeq and is a predicted model, not a curated record.